GGUGUUUCAAGAUGGCCGCGCCCGUGAAAAAUAUGAACCUUUUGCAUUUUCACAUAUUUAGGCUGAUAUCUUCGAAGCUGAAUCUAAGAUAUUGUUUAUUUUUAUAGCAAUGUUUCGUACUUUAUAUACUUAUUUGAAUAAUCAUGGAAAUUGACGCUGUCUUCAAGGAAAUUGGAGAAUUCGGACCGUUUCAAUUAAAAGUUUUCUUAUCAUUGGGACUUGUGCAAAUUCCUCUAGCAUUUCAGCAAAUGCAAAAUGUAUUUGUUGGAGCUGACCAAGAAUUUUAUUGUAAAACAUUUGAUGGGGAAUUGGUUAAAGGUUGUUUGGUAGAAAAUAAUGGAGAUUCAAUCAAGAAGUGCUCUUCGUACAUCUACAACAGUAGUUUCUCGUCAACAGUUUCACAAUGGGACCUAGUAUGCAAUCACGCCUACCUAAAGGAUGUUGUACAAUCCGUAUUCAUGUUUGGACUGCUAAUUGGCGCUCUCACAAUAGCUCCACUCUCCGACACAUAUGGCCGACUGAAAAUACUUCACCCUUCUAUGAUGAUCCAGUUCAUCGCAGGGCUUUGCAGUUCUUUUGCUCCCACAUAUGCCUACUUUGUGUUUCUACGAUUUUUGGUUGGGGUCUCAAAUGGAGCCUUAAUUGUGAUAUUUACCUUGCUGAUGGAACACAUAGGCGCCCCCUGGCGUGGAUUUUGCAGUACCUUAUAUAGUGUGUUCUUUGCUCUUGGGAUAGCAUUGUUUGCACUGAUGGCAAAUUAUGUUAGAGAUUGGAGAAUAUUAUCAGCCCUGUCAGCACUAACUUUAGUUCCAUUUGUGGUACAGUUGUACUGGCUACUGCCGGAAAGUCCAAGAUGGCUGCUGAACAUUGGAAGAGUUUCUGCAGCUGAACGGAUUCUCAAAGGCAUAGCACUAAAGAAUGGACGUCCAUCUACUAUUGAAAUUAAACUGAAGAAUCCUGAACGAUCCAAGGAACAGGAAACACCUGAGAAGAAAGAAUCAGUCUUGUUGCUUUUUACACAUAGGGCUGCACGAUGUAUGACCCUAAUACAGUUAUAUUCAUGGUUCGCUGUUAGUGCUGUGUAUUUUGGCCUAACUCUGAAUGCCGGAAGUUUAGGUGGAAACAUGUACAUAAAUAUAGCAUUAUCUGGACUGGUUGAAAUUCCAGCAUACCUGGUCACAAUUUAUACUCUGGACAGCUUUGGACGCAAGCUUAGUUUGUGCUGUGUGUCGCUGAUAGGUGGCGUGUCAUGUAUGGCUAUUCUAUUCACUCCCCCAGAGUUCACUUAUAGGAUAACAUUACUUGCCCUUGGAGGAAAGAUAACCAUAUCUUCAGCAUAUUCUGUUCUGUUUCUCUAUUCAUCUGAGUUAUGUCCAACAGUUGUAAGAAAUGCGGGCCUCGGUCUUUAUUCAGUAUUUUCAAGGAUAGGUGGCAUUGCUGUACCAUUGAUUAUAUCAUUGGGGACAAUUUAUCCGAAUUCACAGUUUGCAAUAUUUGGUGCCCUGUCUUUUACUGUUGGAAUACUGAACUUUAUGCUUCCCGAGACGCUCAAUCAACCAUUGCCAGAAACAUUUGACGACCUGUACAAGAAGACUUCUCAUAAACAAAGGAAGAAUGCAUGACAUAUAUAGGCAUUGUCUCAAAAUUCCAUAGAUUAAGAAUUAUUCCAUUUGAGAAUAAUUUUGAUCUCACCAAAAUAAUCUGUAAAAUUUUGAGACAGUGUCUAUAUAGGGAUAACACUGAUAGACAUCCCUUGAUUUUUCUCAGCUGGGUACAAUUUGAAAUUUGACUAAUUUUUGAGAGACUAUUCCAAUAAAUCAUUAGAAUGGCAUGUUAUAGUUCAUCAUUCAGUUUCUUAUAUAAUACAUUUGCCCAGUUUCUCUAAUGGUACAUCACCCAGUUUAUCUAAAUAAGUGAGAUUUCAGAGGCUAUGAAAAUGUUCAACAUAUUUAAAAAAUUUUGAACUUUCCACUUUAUUCUUUUUUUUCUUCUUUUUUUAUCACUUAUUCAGUAAUCUGUUUAAGAAUUAUGCAAAAGUACUUUUACAAUUCAUUGUCAAUACUCAAUGUUAAUAUAAAUAUUGAGAAAAUCACGAUUCUAUUUAUAUAAAUUUAUAGAUCAAUCUACACAGUCAUAUUUUAUGAUUUUAUUCAAAGAUGGCAGAAUAACA
Owenia fusiformis is the source of this 2170-nucleotide messenger RNA. Lineage: Eukaryota; Metazoa; Annelida; Polychaeta; Sabellida; Oweniidae. The record is from the annotation of a GenBank genome assembly.